This is a messenger RNA of Sus scrofa (pig), 2002 nucleotides long. The record is from RefSeq and is a predicted model, not a curated record. NCBI's taxonomy places the organism in Eukaryota, Metazoa, Chordata, Mammalia, Artiodactyla, Suidae.
CAGAGUCCUGAUUACCAGAGUUGUUGACGCAAAGCCAAGCUGUCAAUAAACUAAACUGUUGACUCUAAGAAGGCAGUUCCAAUGGACCUAGACCAUCUGAGCCGGCAUACGGUGCCAGAAAGCAGCCAUAAAGGGACUAAGUAAAUCAACUCCAUGGUUUUCAUGAAGACCUCGAGAUAACAAAACUAUUUUCUUUACAUGCGUCUCCUCUGAUCCUGUGGAGAUGAAAAUUGACAUCCACAGUCAUAUUCUACCAAAAGAAUGGCCAGAUCUAAAGAAGAGAUUCGGUUACGGAGGCUGGGUGGAGCUCCAACACCACAGCGAGGGAGAAGCAAAGAUGCUGAAAGAUGGGAAGGUCUUCAGAGUGGUCCAAGAGAACUGCUGGAAUCCAGAAGUCCGUCUUAGAGAAAUGGACCAAACAGGAGUGACCGUGCAAGCCCUUUCCACGGUUCCGGUUAUGUUUAGCUACUGGGCCAAACCUCAGGACACUUUAGACCUGUGCCAGCUUCUAAACAACGACCUAGCUGCCACUGUUGCGAGCCACCCCAAGAGGUUUGUGGGUCUGGGGACGUUGCCUAUGCAGGCCCCUGAGCUGGCUGUCAAGGAGAUGGAGCGCUGCGUGAAGGAGCUGGGCUUCCCGGGGGUUCAGAUCGGCUCCCACAUCAACGAGUGGGACCUGAACGCGCAAGAACUCUUCCCUGUGUACGCAGAGGCUGAAAAGCUGAACUGUUCCCUAUUUGUGCACCCCUGGGACAUGCAGAUGGAUGGACGGAUGGCCAAAUACUGGUUCCCUUGGCUCAUAGGAAUGCCAGCAGAGACCACCACAGCCAUUUGCUCUAUGAUCAUGGGCGGAGUGUUUGAAAAGUUUCCUAAACUGAAAGUAUGUUUUGCGCAUGGAGGUGGUUCCUUCCCCUUCACAGUAGGAAGAAUCGCCCAUGGAUUCCACGUGCGUCCGGACCUGUGUGCCCAGGACAAUUCAAUCAACCCAAAGGAAUACCUUGGUUCCUUUUACACGGACUCCUUGGUUCAUGAUCCUCUGGCCCUCAAGCUAUUAACAGAUGUCAUAGGAAAGGUAAGCCGGGGCUGACGUACGGGGAGCAGAGUGCAGGAUCAGCAACCAGUUUCUUGGUCUGUCUCCAAAAAGGGAUGGAAGAAAAGGUAUUAGAAGUAAAAAAGAGGGACAGUGAGGUUUGGGAUUAGGUUUGCUUGCACAGAGUGUACUAUCCAGAACCUCCUUCAACAUAAGACCCAUGUAUCACCAGGGAGUCAUUGUUUAUGUAUGCCAGAGAAAUCCCAGAUGACCCACAUGGCUGGAUAGUUCCCCAGAUAAGUUCCUUUUUCUUAUGGUCAUCUCUGUACCCAUCCAAAGUGACACAUCAUGAUGAGGUAAGCAGGAAAAAAACCAUCAGUUUUGAAGUCAAAUUCACCUGGAUUAAAGUCCUGGCUCUACCUCUUACUAAUUAGGUAAACUGAAUCUAACUGUCCUUAUCCACUAAAUGAGAGAAUUGAGCAUUAAGAGGAAGAAAUGGCACUGGCCAGAGAGACAGGGGAAGAUGACACGAAGGGUCUUACGUACCACCUGAAAUUUUCUUCUUGGAAUAACACAGCCUUUGUUUUGAAAAUGAUUCUCUCCUUUGGGAAAAAAAAAAAACAAACAAACAAAACAAAAAACAAAAAAAAAACCCACCAGCACAGUAGUGCUUUAAACCUCACAAGAAAAAGUCUUUCCUCUGUUGUGGUCUGCUAGCAACUCACCCAGUUGGUGGCAUCUCCAUCUUAAGUAUUCUUUGAAAAUGCUAACUCAGCAAUGAAGACAAUGUUUAGAGCAAAGGCCAGUCUUAAUUAGUGAAAAGUCUGAAAUAUUUAGUAUUUCAAUUCUGUUGUAUUAUUUACAGAUGUCUACAGAAGAUUUCUAAAUUUUCCCAAAGAAGGAACACUUUGGGGUUUCUAAAAGACUAGGGACAUAUGUAUUUAAAGGUUGGCAAUAUGGUACUUGGAUUGA